CAAGAAAGUGAUGCAAAUAAGGAAUAUAGGAUAUAGCCUAAUGUCAAUCAAACAUUGUCACCAAUCCUUGUGCGUUCAGGGCAGGGCAUCUAGAAGCGGUCACAAUAUAAAUCCUGUAAGAACUGCAAUUGUCAAGACGCUUUGAGCUACGCCACCAAGACAGCUACAUUGUCAAUGUGUGUGAUCAUGCGAUGAUGGGAAUGGCGCAUGGCAAUCGCUGCGCUCUUAUCAUUUCAAACUAACCUGAGGAUGUAUUGGAAGCAGAGUGAGCGACUCCAACCCUGAUUUGAAGUUGGAUAGCCUACAUGAAUCACUCGAAUUUAAAACAGAAACGAUGACUGAAGGAAACAACAGCAGUGUAGGCCUACAGAAUCGGUCCUUGACGGAUCUGGACCGGUUCAGUAGCCUAGAGGACAUCGACGUGACAGCGGACGGUACUCCGAUUUUGAGGGUGUUCAUCUGCGUCGUUUACUCCGUGGUGUGCGCUGUGGGCUUGGUGGGCAACUUACUGGUGCUGUUCUUUAUCAGAGUGAAACAAGAGCGGAAAAAAUCCAGAAUCAACUUCUUUGUACUUAACUUGGCAGUGACGGACUUCCAGUUUGUAUUGACUCUGCCGUUCUGGGCAGUGGACACCGCACUUGACUUCAGCUGGCCGUUUGGAGACGCCAUGUGCAAAAUCAUCAGCUCCGUCACGGUUAUGAACAUGUACGCGAGCGUGUUCUUUCUGACUGCAAUGAGCGUCACCCGAUACUGGUCCGUCGCCUCCUCUCUAAAGGACCGAACUAGGCAAAAGUCCUGCUCUGCCAAAUGGAUUAGCGUGGUUCUUUGGGUAUCCGCAACAAUUGCGACUGCACCAACAUCCAUAUUCUCAACCGUGACAAAUGUAGCGGGGGAAAAACUAUGUUUGCUUAAGUUCCCUGAUGGACAAUAUUGGUUAGCAGUUUAUCACCUUCAGAAAAUUAUAUUUGCAUUUGUUUUACCCAUGGCCAUUGUUUCAGUCAGCUACAUCAUGCUUUUGCGAUUCAUCCGCAACCGUAGUAUGAAAACAAACACCAAACGGACAUCACAAGUCACCAAAUCUGUCACCAUCGUCGUCCUCUCCUUCUUUCUUUGCUGGAUGCCAAAUCACGCCAUCACAUUCUGGGGCGUCCUUGUGAAAUUGAAUGCUGUGCAUUGGGAUAAAUCUUACUACAUAGUUCACACUUACGUAUUCCCUGUGACAGUCUGCCUUGCGCACGCCAAUAGCUGUCUAAACCCUGUCAUUUAUUGCCUAAUGAGAGAAGAGUUUAGAAAGAAACUGAAAGAUUUGUUAUAUGGCGGAUAGUCAUUUUACGCAGUGGAAGAAUCGGUUGCCGUUGCCAUUACGCACGCGCUCCCUGUUGCAUAAUGUACCCUAUAGGGCGCACGACAUGGGUGUACUGUAAUAGGCGAAUGCAGUAUGUUCU
Messenger RNA from Oncorhynchus kisutch (coho salmon), 1445 nucleotides. Its product is annotated as relaxin-3 receptor 1-like. Gene Ontology annotation, cellular component: membrane; external side of plasma membrane. The record is from RefSeq and is a predicted model, not a curated record. Gene Ontology annotation, biological process: G protein-coupled receptor signaling pathway; immune response; cell chemotaxis. Gene Ontology annotation, molecular function: C-C chemokine binding; C-C chemokine receptor activity. The transcript has a single exon. Lineage: Eukaryota; Metazoa; Chordata; Actinopteri; Salmoniformes; Salmonidae. Bases 335 to 1324 code for a protein of 329 amino acids.